GCUAGAACUGAAACGGGUCAAGAUUCAAGACUCAAGAAGGACAAAAUUUACCUCAAAAGUUCAGGGGUCUUAUUUACCUUUUUUCCAAACCGCUUCGUAUCGCACCCGAACCCUAUAAAUUCAUUUACCUUCUAAUUACUCACGACGGAGGAAUAACGAUUCAUCUUCUUCCCUGUUAAAAUUCAAAACCCUAGUGCUAAAAUCCAAUCUUCAAACACUAAUUGAACAAAAAAUUCAAGGAAUAUCAAUGGAUGAUCUUCAAUUAAAAUCCUCGUGCGGUGAAUGUGGAUCGACGACAGAUCUGUACGGAAGCAACUGCAAGCACAUGACACUGUGUUUGAGCUGUGGCAAAACACUAGCUGAGAGUCGUCGCAAAUGCUAUGAUUGUGGCGUUCCUAUCACUCGCUUGAUUCGAGAAUACAAUGUUCGAGCAAGUCCUAGCAGUGAAAAGAACUACUUUAUUGGUAGAUUUGUGACAGGACUUCCAAGUUUUUCGAAGAAGAGAAAUGCUGAGAAUAAAUGGUCUAUCCAUAAAGAGGGACUUCAAGGACGUCAACUUACUGACGCGUUGAGGGACAAGUACAAGAAUAAGCCUUGGCUAUUGGAGGAUGAAACAGGCCAGUAUCAGUUCCAUGGUCAUCUCGAAGGUUCACAGUCAGCAACUUACUACCUAUUGAUAUUACAAGGGAAAGAGUUUGUUGCUAUCCCUGCUGCUUCAUGGUAUAACUUCAACAAGGUUGCACAAUAUAAGAUGCUUACUUUAGAGGAAGCAGAAGAGAAGAUGAAGAACAGAAGAAAGACGGCAGAUGGAUAUGAAAGAUGGAUGAUGAAAGCUGCAAGCAAUGGGCCUGCUGCAUUUGGUGAGAAAGAAAAGCUUGAUGACAAGGAAAGCGGUGCAGCAAGCGGAAGGGGGCGUAAAAAAACUGCUAGUGAUGAUGAAGGCGGCAAGGUGUCUGACAGGGAAGAAGAAGAUGAAGAUGCAGAGACAUCAAGGAAGAAUAGACUGGGACUAAAUAGACACGGUGGUGAUGAUGAUGGAGAAGGUCCAAGGGGAGGCGACCAUGACAUGGACGAUGAUGAUGUUGAGAAGGGUGAUGAUUGGGAGCAUGAAGAAAUUUUUACCGAUGAUGAUGAAGCUGUUGGUAAUGAUCGUGAGGAACAAGAUUUGGAACCUGAAAUUCCAGCUCCUCCAGAAAUCAAGCAGGAUGAAAAUGAUGAAGACGAGGAAAAUGAGGAGGGUGGAUUGAGUAAAUCUGGGAAAGAGUUGAAGAAGCUUCUUGGAAGAUCAGGUGGACUCGAUGACUCAGAUGCAGAAGAUGACGAUAGUGAUGACUCAGAUAUGGAGAAAGAUGCUAACCUAUCUCCUACGCUGGGUCAGAAGCAGAAGGAUGCAGUUAAGGAGGAACCUGUUGACUAUAAGCCUUCAAAGACAACGCCUUCUAACUCUGCUAAAGGAACCGAAUCAGCUUCCAAGUUAGCGAAAGGAAAAAGAAAAACUAAUGGUGAUGAUGGAAAAACAUCAAAUGGUGUGCCUCAAAAGAAGGUCAAGACAGAAAACGAUUCAAAAAGUACUGUGAAAGAAGAGAACGUUCCUGCUAAAAGUAGUGCAAAUCCUGAAGGCACUUCAUCAUCAUCAAGAACGGGGUCAACUGGAUUUGUCACUGAUGAGGAGAUCAGGGCUGUUUUGCUGCAGAAUGGGCCAUUAACUACCCAGGAUCUUGUUGCAAAGUUUAAGUCACGAUUGAAAACCCGUGAGGACAAGGAAGCGUUCACACAAUCUCUUAAGAGAAUUUCUAGGAUUCAGAAGACUAAUGGAGCUAGCUAUGUGGUGCUGAGAGACAAAUAAUUACAUUUUGCGGUGAGAUGUCAAAUAAUUACCAAACUGAAGAAGAGAGUUGCUUCGAUCAUCAAACGGUUGGGUUAACUAUUCAGUCAAAUGAUACUAAGAAUACGCAGGUUAUGUAAUUGCCUACAUGAUAUGGCAUUAAAGGUAGCAAGUGUUUCUGGUAUGCUUGCUUUUCCUGUGAACAAGGAUUUAUAUAUGUAACUGUAGUGCUGGUCUGUUUUAUGAAAUCCAGUUUAAGAGAAACAUGGUUUACUUUUGAUUAUUA
Mercurialis annua (annual mercury) is the source of this 2111-nucleotide messenger RNA. RefSeq names its product transcription initiation factor IIF subunit alpha. Lineage: Eukaryota; Viridiplantae; Streptophyta; Magnoliopsida; Malpighiales; Euphorbiaceae. Gene Ontology annotation, biological process: positive regulation of transcription elongation by RNA polymerase II; transcription initiation at RNA polymerase II promoter. The transcript has 9 exons. Gene Ontology annotation, cellular component: nucleus; transcription factor TFIIF complex. Gene Ontology annotation, molecular function: RNA polymerase II general transcription initiation factor activity; DNA binding; TFIIF-class transcription factor complex binding. The coding region runs from base 248 to 1846 and encodes 532 amino acids. The record is from RefSeq and is a predicted model, not a curated record.